CAAAGAAUCCUGAAUAUCUUAAGUCCACACAUCUUCGAAAGCACGUUGCAACAUUGUCCCAGAUUCUCAACCUCAAAAAUAAUGAGCUUGACCAACUAGCCAACUUUUUGGGCCAUGAUAUUCGGGUCCACAGAGACUUCUAUCGGCUGCCAGAGGCAACUAUCGAAAUGGCAAAAAUCUCAAAGCUUCUUCUGGCAAUGGAGAAAGGAUCUCUUGGAAGAUUCCAAGGAAAAUCUCUUGACGAGAUUGAGAUUGAAGAUGAAUUGGAUCCGGAAACAAUUGGAGAGGAAGAUCCAGACGACGAUGACGAUGACGGUGACGAUGAUGGAGAUGGUGAAAAGUCUCAUCCUGUCCUUGGAUUAAGAGGAAAACGAAAAACGAUGACAUCAUCCCAGGAUGAAACAAAGAAUUCAAAGGGAAAGAGAAGUCACCUGGAAACCAGAGGUGAGGUCACCAGCUCCAAAGAGGUUCGAAGAAGAUACAUAAAAAAGUCAUGGAGCAAAAUGGAAGUGUCUGCAGUGAUGAAACACUUCAAGGCCCACAUUUUGAAGGGACACUUGGCCACAAAAAUGGAGUGUGAGCAGUGCAAGCUUGCCGAAGACCAUAUUUUAAAAGGAAGGACUGUACAAAACAUUAGAGACUUUGUAAGGAACAGGGGACGCAUGUCCACAAAGGGAAAUUUAGUUUGAGGGAAUAUGUCCAAGAAACCUCUUUAAGCACCUGUUAAGAGUACAACUUUUGAGAAAAAUGUACAGUUCCCUUUUCAGUAAAAUGUUGUUACUGCGACUUUUGAAGCAGUAGAGUUCACUGCACUUGUUACUGCGUCUUUUGAAGCAGUAUAGUUUACUGCACAUGUUACUGCGUCUUUUGAAGCAGUAUAGUUCACUACACUUGUUACUGCGUCUUUUGAAGCAGUAUAGUUCACUGCACUUGUUACUGCGUCUUUUGAAGCAGUAGAGUUUACUGCACAUGUUACUGCGUCUUUUGAAGCAGUAUAGUUCACUGCACUUGUUACUGCGUCUUUUGAAGCAGUAGAGUUUACUGCACAUGUUACUGCGUCUUUUGAAGCAGUAGAGUUUACUGCACAUGUUACUGCGUCUUUUGAAGCAGUAUAGUUUACUGCACAUGUUACUGCGUCUUUUGAAGCAGUAGAGUUUACUGCAUCUUUUGAAGCAAUACUUAAGCAGAUAUAUAUAUUGCCAAUAUGUAAUGUUUGAUAAUGGUAUACAUUACAAUAAAUGUAUUUUCAUAUAAAGGCUGUCUAAUUUCGUGGUGGGGAGGGGCCCUGAUAAACACACGUAUUUGUAUAUAGCCAUCCAUCCCCAGGAUGGUCCUCAUAACCAAGGGUCUGGUCAUGUCGGUGUAUGUGUACUGGUAAUGUCCUGUUAAACCAGGAUGGUCCUCAUAACCAAGGGUCUGGUCAUGUCGGUGUAUGUGUACUGGUAAUGUCCUGUUAAACCAGGAUGGUCCUCAUAACCAAGGGUCUGGUCGUGUCGGUGUAUGUGUACUGGUAAUGUCCUGUUAAACCAGGAUGGUCCUCAUAACCAAGGGUCUGGUCGUGUCGGUGUAUGUGUACUGGUAAUGUCCUGUUAAACCAGGAUGGUCUUCAUAACCAAGGGUCUGGUCACGUUUGUGUAUGUGUACCGGUAAUGUUCUCAUAAAUAAGGGUGGUCUUUAUAAGUCACCUUCAUGAUAGGAUCCGCCCCCAUCCCGCCCCGUCCCCACAGUCCUGUAGAAUGUCGAGUCUUCAGAUCUCCUGACUCUUUCACCAGAAAUUAAUUCUGAACAGUAGGCUUCGUUUCCUACAUCACGAGGACCAUUUUGAUAGUUCUUAGAUCUCUCUGGGACAAAGGGAAAGGUGUGUACCCAUAAACCAUGGUUUGAGCAAGUACGGGGAAAAUGUC
This is a messenger RNA of Pungitius pungitius (ninespine stickleback), 1904 nucleotides long. RefSeq lists its product as uncharacterized. The transcript has 5 exons. The record is from RefSeq and is a predicted model, not a curated record. NCBI's taxonomy places the organism in Eukaryota, Metazoa, Chordata, Actinopteri, Perciformes, Gasterosteidae. Bases 168 to 689 code for a protein of 173 amino acids.